UCACAGAUGAAGAGGAAGAGGCCUCAGAAAUCCCCCAGCCAGAUGUAGUCAAUGGGGAGCGGAACCACGUGGGAGGCAGGGCUGAGGGGCGGGGAGAGGGAGGGUGUCGGGCUAGACCCCGCCCCCAGCCCACGUGACCCCGCGAAGCGCUCCACCCCAGGAGGACAGAGGGAGGAAGGCAGGCAGAGCCGGCACUUGGGGACGGCAGUGGUCCGAGCGGUUCCGGAGCAGGAGCUCUUCUCAGAGAGGCAGGGACAGACCGGCAGCGGACACCCUGGCGCCCCCCACAGCCCCUGCCCCCCGAGGGCUGGUUCCGUGGCAGGGGCUCCUGCUGGCAGUCUCACUCUUAACCUGGAACCUGCUCACAACUGCCCAGCUCGCUGUGGAGUCGGUGCCGCCCAAUGCUGUCCAAGGGCAGGAUGUUCUUCUGCUUGCUCGCAAUCCUCCUGAGAGUCUUCUAGGCUAUGCCUGGUACAAAGGGGACCAUGUAAAUUUCAACUCUACAAUUGUAUCAUAUGUAAUAAACACACAAGCAGUUACCCCAGGGAUCGCAUACAGCAGCCGAGAGACAAUAUACCUCAAUGGAUCCCUGUUGUUCCAGAAUGUCACCCAAGAGGACACAGGAUACUACACCCUACAAGCCUUACACGGAAGUCUUCUGAGUACAACAGCAGCUGUCCAGCUUGGUGUCUACCAUAUGUUGCUACCCAUGCAGAAUAUGCUCUUUGGACAGAACAGUUUUAUUUACUAUGCUUGAAAAAUUCCAGGAAGAAAGAUGGGAUGUCCUUUCAACACAAGGAGUCUAGUUCUAAACCUUGGAGGCAGACUGUUCAGAGGAAUUACAGAUUUUUGCAUGAUAGCAUUGUAAGAAUAGAAAAACAAGUUAAUCAAUCAUAAACACCGGAAUAAGGCGGAACCGCCCUGACAAUUGAAGAAUGGUCUUAUCCUGCCUAACCCCAAGAUCUAUAUCCGCCCUGACAAUUGAAGAAUGGUCUUAUCCAGCCUAACCCCAGGAUGUAUGUUUUGCAAGAAUAAUGUAUAGCUGUGGGAAAUUACUAUGAGUUAAGUGCUUUGAAAAUGCUAUAUAAACCCUUAGUUCUAAGUGCUCGGGGUCCUUGUUGAAACCCGUUGUGUCGGGCGGACACUUGGACCCCAGCUAGCUGGAGUAACAAUAAACCUCUUGCUUGUUGCAUCGAUCCGCCGUGGCCUCCGUCUCCUCACUGGGGGGAAAGCGCAGACCGGAAUAAGGCCGUUGGGUCUUACAGCAUCUCGGCUACUUUUGUCCUUGGCAAAAAAUAAAUUUAAAAAAUUUUUAUUGGAUAUUGGGAAAUGUUGAGCAGAGGGCAGGUGGGAAAGCUACACAAUUCUCCAGCUCUUCCUUGGACUGGAUCAUGAGUUUUCUUUGCUUUAUGUGAGGUGAAAUUUCCAGAACAUUAGACCCAUCUAUGUUCAGAUGGAGCAGAUUAAAAGGGCAAAUAAUUUUUUUCCCAAUGAUUGUAUAUUUCUGAAGAAAACUUUGAACAUCCCAGUUAUAUCAGAGAAGCCUUUGUUGUUUAAUGGACUUAACUCAAUGGAUUCUCCAGAAAAUGAAACUGUUGAUAGCAGUUUUCCUCAUGAAGAGGAGCCAGUAGCAGCUAAGGAAAGCCUCUCUCCUCCCAGUCCUCCAGAGGCCACUGUUCAGCCUGUACACCCUGAGGAAGUGUCAGCCAAAGAUUUCCUGCAGGGACUAGACUUGCAGAUUAAGUUGUCAACACAGGCAGCCAAGAAACUAAAAGAAGAAAGCAGAGAUGAAGAAAGUCUCUAUGCAACUUCCCUCUAUCAGAGUUAGAUGACCGGGGGCAUAAUCUAGCCUGGAUUAAGAGAUGGUUGGAGCAUAAAGAAACCAACAACUGGGGAUUCCAAAGCAUCCUUUUUGGAUCCUCACAGUGCACCUCUUUAAGACACAAUUAAGUAGGUCUGCCUCCUGCAGCGGCAGGAAGUAAUUAGUCCCCUUUGGCUCUUAUCAUUUUAAGUCUUUAUGAUGGCAUGAAAGAAUUGUAUCCUAAGACUCAUUACUUUUAUAGGUGGUGGUAUUUUUUAGACUAGCUUUUGUAAAUACUAGUUGAAUAAAGCAUCAAAGACUAUAUAUGUAUUCUAGCUAAAAACAAUGUUUAGCGCCUGAGAAAUCCUAAUUGCGUGGACAACAUGGUUGCUGUUUAAGUAAUGCUGAUUUUGCUAUGUGUUUAUACUUCAGUGCUAUAUAUAUAUAUAUAUAUAUUUCAAUAUGUAUUACGUAUUAUGUAUUUAUCUAAUAUAAAGAACCAAAUUUUGACUGCUAUUUUGUAAAAAAUACAAAAGUCUGAAUGAGAAAAUAAAAUGUUUUCAUAAAUAAAUAAAUAAAAGGCAUCUAUUGGAAAAGAGACCGAAAAUGUUGCUUCCCACAAAUACGAUUUUCUACACAGAAAUUCUAAGGAACUACCACCAAAUUAUUGUAAUCAAAAGUUAAUACUAUUGGUGCAUUUAACAGUUCAUUUGAAAGAGAGCCAUGUCUGCAAAUCACAAAGAAAUGUUAUAAGAAAAGGAUUACAAUUAUCUAUCUCAUCCUGUUAAGAAACAAAUCUAUGCAUAUCCUUUGUAGAGUAUGUACUGUGUAUCAGUUAUCAGGAUAAAUAUUGGAAGUUCAAAGUAAAAGGAUGAUCAUGGCACUCAUUCCUUGUGGAAUUGUGUUUAAAACAGAAUUGGUUAGCAAAUUAACAGUGUUGGAGUUGAGAAAUCAGAAUUUGCUAGAGGGAGAGUAAUCCCAGUUUACUGUUUUUGCUGGCAUAAUUAUAAUAGCACCUCCUUGUACCCUCAGGUAUGUCCAGAUUUGGAAGAUAAAUUAUAUAGUCCUCAUAAUUAUGGGAGCACCCUAUUAGUCAUAUGUAAGUGGGAUUUAUAUGCUAAAUAUAUAACCUUAAUUUAGAGUUUUCAAAAAAGAUAUCAUUUAGGAAGUGGCAUAAUGCCUGGCUGGACCUGAGUUACAAUUCAGAUUUAUUCAAGAGAAAUUAGAAUAGAGAUGUGCAUCGCACAGGCGCAACAAUAUAUCAAUACCCAGACAAAGUGGAGAACAUACAUUGGAUAAUUGUAAAAAAAAAAAAAAAUCUGAAUAACUGAAGCCCAGAGUACAGAGACUAUGCAAGAGAUGAAGAUGGAAGUUUUAACGGGUGAGGUUGGAUCAGUAAGGGAGAGCCGGACGGUUGAUGGCCCAGCAAGCCAGGUUAAGGAGGACCAGGAAGCCAUUAAAGACGCUGCGCGUAUUUGUGAAGGUCGUGAGCAGAAGAGCACAAAUGUGACUGUAUAUUGGACUGACUUCAAAAUCCAUGCUCUUCCUUGUAUGUAUGCCUGGAAUUUGGGGGGAAACUAACAUUUAUGGAGUGUAUAGAGGAAGAGAGGAGAAAGAUCAGAAGGGAAUGAUGUCAUGCAAACUGAGGGCUGAAAAGCUUUAAAAGGUAAAAUGUUCAACAGCAUCAUGUAUGAUUGCUAGUAUAUAUACAUAUAUAUGAUUGCUAUAUCUAUAUGGUUUGGAUAUAGCAUAUGGUAAGUGGACAUGAAAUUACUAUUUGU
Messenger RNA from Manis pentadactyla (Chinese pangolin), 3582 nucleotides. RefSeq names its product lysM and putative peptidoglycan-binding domain-containing protein 2-like. Lineage: Eukaryota; Metazoa; Chordata; Mammalia; Pholidota; Manidae. The transcript has 3 exons. The coding region runs from base 1454 to 1828 and encodes 124 amino acids. The record is from RefSeq and is a predicted model, not a curated record.